UCCCACUAUGACAGAGCGUGUCCCUGAGGCACAGAACUUCCAGGCCCAGCAGAAGGCACCAGGGAGGAGGUCGGGACGUACGGAACUCCUAGGCGGGUCAGAAGGCACACAGUGAAAGGUAAAUGGGAGAUUUGGAGACUAGCUUAAUCCAUACACGAAAAACAUGUAGAAUAGAGCAAAUGGUAGCAAAAUGGCUUCAUCGCUCUCGGGACAGCGCACCCAGGGGCAGCGUGGCAGUGAUGGACAGUGCCGGGGACAGCGCAGGCCAGCCCCCCAGCCGGGCCAAAGUGACCGUCACGGUGUACAAGGACCUCGUCCUGCAGCACUACGGCUUUGAGAUCUGCCCGGGCCUCCCCCUGACCAUCGCCUCUGUCACUGCAGGGAGCACGGCCGACGGCAAGCUGCAGCCGGGGGACCAGCUCCUCAUGAUCAACUCCAGCACGGUGGACGGGCUGUCGGUGGAGCGGGCAGCCAGCCUCAUCAGGGACGCCGGUGACGAGCUGCUCCUGACGGUCCUGCGCUGCACGGCCGGCGGCCCCAAGUCGUCGUUCCUCACCGAGGAGAAGAGGGCGAGGCUGAAAACAAACCCCGUCAAAGUGCGGUUUGCGGAGGAGGUGCUGCUGAACGGACACUCGCAGGGGAGCUCCCUCCUGUUCAUGCCCAAUGUUCUCAAGGUGUACCUGGAGAACGGACAGACCAAGGCAUUCAGGUUUGAGAGGAGCACCACUGUGAAGGACAUCGUGCUGACGCUGCAGGAGAAGCUGUCCAUCCGCAGCAUCGCCCACUUCGCGCUGGUGCUGGAGGAGCAGUACAACCUGGCCAAGAUCCACCUGCUGCACGAGGAGGAGCUCAUCGCACAGGUGGUCCAGAAAAGAGACUCUCAUGACUACCGCUGCCUCUUCAGAGUGUGCUUUGUCCCCAGGGACCCCUUGGACCUCCUGCAGGAAGACCCAGUGGCCUUUGAAUAUCUGUACCUGCAGAGCUGCAGCGACGUGCUCCAGGAAAGGUUUGCUGUGGAGAUGAAGUGCAGCGUGGCGUUACGCCUGGCUGCCCUGCACAUCCAGGAGAGGAUCUACGCGUGUGCCCAGCCACAGAAGGUGUCCUUGAAAUACAUCGAGAGGGACUGGGGAAUCGAGAACUUCAUCUCACCCACCUUGCUUCGGAACAUGAGAGGGAAGGACAUCAAGAAAGCCAUCAGCUACCACCUGAAGCGGAACCAGGUGCUGCUGGACCCUCGGCAGAAGCACACGCUCACAGCAGUCCAGGUGCGCCUGAGCUACCUGCAGAUCCUGGGGGAGCUGAAGAUGUACAGUGGGAAGAUCUUCAAUGCCACCAUGAUGCUGCAGGACCGGGAGUCGUACGUGGCACUGCUGGUGGGCGCCAGGCACGGCGUCAGCCAGAUCAUCAACAGCAAGCUCAACAUCGUCACCAGCCUGGCCGAGUUCCCCAGCAUCAGCAGGGUGGAGCUCAGCGAGGAGUCCGAGCGAGUGAGCACUGUCAAGAUCUACCUGCAGGACCUGAAGGUGCUUACUCUGCUGCUGGAGUCAAACAGUGCAAAGGACCUCGUCUGCCUCAUCGCUGGUUACUACAGACUCUUUGUGGAUGCAAAUACCUCCGUAUUUACCUGGGGAGAGAAAAAACAGCAACUGCACCGUGUCUCAGCUGAGGAAGGGUAUGAAUCCCGAGCCUGCAGCGACUCCGAAGAUUCCUGGGACCUGGAUUCCUCCUCGGAGCGUCGCACGGAGAGCCCCGCGGCGUGCGGCGGUGCGGAGGGGCCGGCGGAGCCCCGCAGCCCCGGGGCGAGCAGCGCCGAGCCCCGGGCUGGCGGCGGCGACCCGCGGGACACCGGCGGUGACAACGCCACCGACAGCGCAUCCGAGGCGUCCGACUCGGCCAACACCGAGAGCCGAGGGUUCAAGACGAGCGGCUCCAGCGACUCCAUGGAUGCGCUGGAGGAAGAUGAGCUGGAAGCGUGCUCUUCCUCCGGGCCAGAGCUGCUGCACUUCUACGCGCCGACCGUGCGGGAGAUGAGCAGCUCCGACGGGAGCUUCGUGCCGCUGUGUGCCGCGGGCAGCCCCGCCGGGGCCGCGGCGGCCGGAGAAUAUUUCUGCUUCCUGCAGGCGCCGCCGGCCGAGCAGCCGGGGCCCGGGGGCGGCCCCGCGGGGCAGGGCGAGGGCGCGGCCGGGCCGUCCGAGGCGGACACGGCGGGCUGCUACAGCCCGUGCUACAGCGCAUCCCCCGCGGGCAGCGGCGCGCCUGCCCAGCAAAGGCGCAGCUCGGGGGACGGCGACCUCGUCCUGCGGCCACCCCCGGGCUUCGCGGACUCCAGCUCCGAGGAGGAGUUCUACGAUGCUGCGGACAGGCUCAGCCCUCCGGACGCGCGGGCAGGCUAUGAUACAGCAUCCUGGGAGGGCACAGAGAACUCCUCCUGCAUCCCAAAGAGGCUGAGGUGCUACAGCUUGGGAGAGAAGCCAUCGACGAGGGAGAGGCAGGGGCAGGAGAAGGAGCUGACCUACACCAAGAGCCUGAGGAAGAGAAGGUCUUUCCUGAAAACUGAUUACACCUCACAGGUCAGUUUCCCUGCAGCUCUCCCAGGCUCCCCACAGCGCUGCUGCUCCUGGCCACCCACUCAGCCCUCCACAGAGGACACAGGGAAGGACAUGGAGGUGGGGAUUCCUGCGGGCACCCGGGCCCAGGGGGACACCGCUGGCACAGACCCCUGCUCUGACCUGAUGGACACGGAGCCUGACACCACGGAGACAAAGUCGGUGAUGGAACGGCCGGUUUCCUCCGUUUCGGACGUUCAGCAUCCUGGUGACCAGUGUGGGGAGGAGGACAGCAGCCUCCAGCCACAGCACCCCCCUUUGCUGUCCCUAGAGCCCCUUCCCCGAGGUCUGAGUGCAGCUGCCCAGGAAAGCUCCCCAGGGGAGACAGAUCCGGGAUGUCUGAGCGAGGGGAGCCGUGUGCCCACUGCAGGCUGGCACACCCGGGGGCCACAGGAGCACGGGGGUGAGGUGGUGGCCACCCAGCACAAGGCCGGGGUUGUGCCCUCUGCUGUUGUCUGCCCCUCUGAGGAACUCCUGCUGCUGCCACCGGCUCCUGGCCCCAGCACGGCCCCUCCCCGGGAGCUGGCCCAGGACCGGGGGCUGCUCCCUGCGAGGGUGGAGCCUUCCCUGGCUCCCUGUCAGGAGAACAAAGCUGAUGGUCAGGGCUGUGCCGAUGGUCAGUGCCCUGCUGAUGGUCAGUGCCCUGCUGAUGGUCAGUGCCGUGCCGAUGGUCAGGGCCGUGCCAGCAGCAGCUGCGAGGGGGCCGUGUCCCGGGCCAGGAGCCGACAGGUGGUGAGUGGGGAGACCCCACGGAAGGUGCACGAGGGGCACGCGGGGUUCCCAGAGGCAGCCCAGCUCCUGGCAGAUUGCAGCAGCACCUCAGGGGUUCUCACCCGCCUCUCCUGGCUCUCGUUCGGGGUGAGGACAGACCCUGUGCCACACGGCCCUGUGCCACGCAGCCUGCAGGACAGGGUGGAUGACCCACUUGAGCCCUUGGCCUGUCUGACGACCAGCGGGUGCACGGGGGCCAAUGCUGGUGGCAGGAAGGUGCCAACAUCCCCUGCCGGAGCAGGCUCUGGCAAGGAGCUGGUGAGCAGCUCAGGGCUGGGCGCAGGGCAGCCAGGAGGUGCAGGGAACGUGGCUCAGCAGGAGCCACAGCCUGCACAGACCUCUCUUCCCAGAGCGCAGGCGGCAGGGCUGGGGAAGGACUCCUGCCUGGCCCCAUCUGCAGGGCUCUCCAUCUCCUCGGUCCCAGUUCCCCUGGGGAAAGGAGCAGGAGACCACGGGGCUGCAAAGCACUCGUUCCUCUGUUUUAAGCCCGAGGAGGGUGAGCAGACCCCUCCGCCCCCCGUCCCAGCCGGGCCCUCCCCAGCACCGCCUGGGCUGGACAGCUGUGGCUGCCACCUGCCCUACAUCAGCUGCUUCCCCCAUCCCCACAAACAGGGCGAGCGUGAAGCCAGCCCCCCCCAGUUCCCAGGGCCCCUCACCACCCCCCCAUCCAGCAGCUGCAGCCUCCCCAAGACCCCUGGGAGUGGCUUCCCAGUCCCCAGUGCCGGGGACGCGGCAGGGCAGGACCCCCACAUCCGCGUGCUCGGGCAGCUGAAGGACCAGGCGUGGAUGAGCCCUGCGGAUUUCUCACACUUCCUGGCCUACACCGUGGAGCUCCAGGAGGUUGUAGGGAAGCUCUGUGGGAACCAGGCGACCCACCUGCAUGACCAGUGUGCAGAGCAGGGUGUGGAGAGCAAGGGUGCCCUGGGCUGGGCUUCCCGGGACCUGCUGUCCAGCUGCCACGCACUCCUGAGCACGGAGCAGCCUCUCACAGAGGUGCAGUGUGCUCUGAGAGCAACGUUCGACCGCCUGGUUCAGCUGGCAGUGACCUGCUUCCAGGUGUCCCACUGCCGGCGGUGCAGGCAGCGACAGCAGGAGCUGGGGGCUGCGCUGGGGGAUGUGGUGGGCACCUACCAGCAGCUGGUGCAGGCUCUGCACCAGCAGCUCCACGGGCAGGUCUGCCCUGAGCUGGGCACCAAGCUCCUCGCCCGCCAGCACACGGCCCUAGCAGCUGCCAUCUUCUGUCUCCUGCAGCAGUUCAGGGCGUCCCCGUGGCUGUGACGGGCAGGGCGGGGGCACACGAGGGCACUGAGGGGGACAGAGCCCAGGUGUGUGCCCUCUGUCCCCCUCGGGCUCUCCCCCAGGCGAUGUUUAGCCCAGGAUGGCCGUGGCAGGAGGUGCCGUGUUGGCAGCCACGCCCCAGGUGCUCUUGGAGCACUUCGGUGCGUGUCCUGCCCAGGGCUCGUCCCCUGCCUCCCACGGUGGUCAGCCUCACGGUGUUCUCUCAGCUGCCUUUGCCACCCAUGGGGAAGAGUGUGAGCCCUUCAGCCUGCCUCUCACUCACCCUGCUCUCCAGGCAGGCUCUGGACUGAAGGCACAUCAAACCCCACCCUGGCCGAAUGUCAAGGACCCCAGGUGGCUUUCUCCACCUUGUGGCCGAGGGAACACAGUGAUCCCACGUUCAGCUGCUUUUCCUCAGCCAGAGAGGGUCGUGCCAGCCGUGCUGGCGUGUGCUGCUCCUGCGGCAGGCGCUGCUCUGCUGCCCCGGGCCGGGAGCGAGACCGCCCCGCCAGCCCGGGAGCGGCUCACGGCCGUGUCCGCAGGGGAAGGGCGAGCCCCGGCACCGUAACGCUGCGGCCAGAGCCGUGCAGGGACCGUCCCGGGCUCCCCCGGGCAGACCAGCCCUGUGCCCCUCCCGGCAGGUUCCGCUCACCCUGGCCAGGUGUGAGCCCGAGUGGUUGGGCCGUGCGAGGCAGCACUUGGAGGGAGGGCAGAGCCAGUCCCUCGCUGCUGAGGUCCAGCCCGGGGAUAUUGGGGGGUGGCUGCCUUUCCCCACGGAGCUGUGGGGCCUGCUCUGGGCAGCUGAGGGCACGGGUGGGCUCGAGUGAUGGCACCACCUCUCCAGGACUGUGCCCUGGCUCUGGGACGCUGAAGGGGAUCACCUGCACAUCCAGCUUGCCAAGAGCCCCCAGGGCACAGCGGCAGGCACUGGCCAACACCACAGGGCUCGGAGCCCCUGUCGUGGGUUAACCUCAGGUUAAGCCCUGGCUUGGGUUAAACCACAACAGCCGGGUUAAACCCCCACCUGCUCCUGCACACCCCCUGUCACACACACUGGGACACAGCCCCAGGGCUGUGAAAGGGUUCUCUGUGAGAGAGGAAUGAAAACACAUAACCAGACUUACCUCAGAUGACCUUCAGGUCCUGCUGCCACUGGCCACGAGGUUUUAGGGCUCUUUUGGCAGCAGUGGCUGAGGUAACGUAUCGGCUCAGCUGCACCAAACACCUUUCCUGCUGUGGCUGUGGCUGUGGCACUGCUCUGUGCAGGGCACAGCCAAG
Molecule: messenger RNA, 5933 nt
Organism: Vidua chalybeata
Lineage: Eukaryota; Metazoa; Chordata; Aves; Passeriformes; Viduidae
Gene: FRMPD1
Product: FERM and PDZ domain containing 1
Exons: 16
Coding region: 123-4655 (1510 amino acids)
Cellular component (GO): cytoskeleton
Molecular function (GO): protein binding
Source: RefSeq, a predicted model, not a curated record